GGUACCUAUAGCCUUCGGCAUCAGAAUGGUUCUGUGCCACGUGAAAAGGUGAUGCGCUAUCCGCACGGAAUGCGACCACCAGAGAUCGCUGGCAUCACGCUGGAGCAGCUCCAGAAGGUCUACACGGAUCACCAAGAGUGGCUCGAUUCGCCCAAGUGGAACCCCUUCGCCAGGAAGUGCAAUUACCAACGAUGUAUGACGUGGUGCCCAUGAUCAUCAAGCCUGCCACAGCAAACACCCAAGGCUCCUACGCUGAGCUCUUUACCCAAAAGGCAGUGGAUGUCUUCGUGUCGCAUUGGUGGGGCCACGAAUUCUCCGAGUUCGUAAAGGCAUUGGAACACGCCGCUAUUGAGCUGGUGGCGAAUGAGUUGAAAGACCGGGAAGCUGCCAGCUUAGUGUUCUGGAUUUGUUCCUUCGCCAACGCCCAGUGGACGGUGAAUUUGGGCAGUUCCCUCGAGAUGUCGCCCUUCGAACGCGCGCUCGCCAGCAGGACCUGCAAAGCCGUGGUGAUGGUCAUGGACGAACAAGCCAUGCCCUUGACGAGGAUCUGGUGUAUCUAUGAGGUUCUCCGAACUUCUGUCCUCUCCUUGCCAUUUUAUGUGGCUACCAAAGACGGUGUGCUCCUGGGGGAGCGCGUACAGGAGAGGCCACGCUUGGCACAGACUUUGUUGGCCUUAGCUGAGAGGCUCUUGCAGCUGCAACCUGAGGAAGCCGCGGCCAGCAAUGAUGAGGACAAGCGCAUGAUCGUGGACGCCGUCUCCGACGCGGUGGGCCUUCCGCAGUUUGCCCUGGCCGUGCAGAGUUCGUUGUUCGAAAUCCUGCGGAAGGCUGGUUAUGCCUUAUUCUCCAAGAACUGGGUCCUCAACUUCCGCUUGCUCCAAGUGCAUCGGUCGGCCUCGCGGGAAGUUUACUGGUUGCACGAUCCUAAGAAGCGACACAGGAUCCGCUUCAAGCGAGACCAGCCGCCAGAGAUGCGCAGUGCCUUCCACCGGGCAGCACAAGAGGGCGACCGAGAGAAGUUGAAGCAACUUCUGCGGGAAGAUGAAACGAAGCUGCGACACAUCCAAGAGCUGAAGGCGCAAGAGGCUUCCUUGCGUGGCGUAACAGACUGCUACCAGAAACGCUACGACAUUCAAAAUCAGAUUGAACAUGCGACCAGUCAGUUGACGGUUCAUGUCGACGAGUUGGGGCAGGAGGCGAUUCACCUGGCUGCCAGAUACAGCGAGCCUCAGACCUUCCAGACCUUGGUGCACAUGGGCCGAGAUCCGCUACAUGCCCGAGACUUCCUGGGACGCUUACCACUGCACCGGGCUGCCGAGUCAGGUGACCCGGUGAUGGUCGAAGCCGUAGUGGCCUUCUAUCGGCGGGAGGAGAUUCUGCAGGAGCUGGACAAAAAGCAGCACAGCGCUCUGGACCUGGCCGUGUUGUCCGGCAGCGUUGGGGCUGUAGAAGCUCUGGGGAUCGAUGCCAGCUUCAUGGAGAAGAAGCGCACGCCGCUACACCUGGCGGCACAAUGGAAUCAUGUGGAGGUCUUACAGUUCUUGUUCUCGCGGGGCUUUGCCUUGGAAGCCGUUGACAGCGACCAGACGCGGCCGCUGCAUUUGGCGGCGCGCUUUGGGCAUAGCCAAGCGGUGGCAAAGCUUAUUGGUAAGCAGAGCAAGUGCAAGCUGGGCAAGCGGGGCAAACGGGGCAAGGCGCAUUUGCCGCCCUUCGUCAUGAUGGGUCUGUCGCCACCUGGGGUCCAAGCCAAAUUGAAGGGAGUGACGCAGAUUCACAGCACGCAUACUGCAUUCGCUGGGAGCAUUGUGAAUGUUCAGGGCAACCCUUAUGCAUUUGCAGCUGUCACGGAGGAAGGGCCGCUUGUCACCUGGGGAAAGGCCACCUUGGGGGGCGAUAGUUCUGUGAUACGAGAAAGUCCGGCAAGUCACACCCUCUUUGAACGGUUCAUACAUGGGUCUGCCAAAGAGUUUGCAGCAGUGCGCUACAAUGGAUCCAUUGUUACAUGGGGAGCGCAGGACGGAGGCGGGGACAGCUCCGCAGUGCAAUCUGCGUUUGCCACUUUCUAG
Molecule: messenger RNA, 2066 nt
Organism: Cladocopium goreaui
Lineage: Eukaryota; Dinophyceae; Suessiales; Symbiodiniaceae
Source: the annotation of a GenBank genome assembly